Molecule: messenger RNA, 1167 nt
Organism: Anthostomella pinea
Lineage: Eukaryota; Fungi; Ascomycota; Sordariomycetes; Xylariales; Xylariaceae
Source: the annotation of a GenBank genome assembly
AUGUACCGGAGCAGUCUUCUCGGCUUCGCCGCGCUGGCCAGUGCCGCGCCCCAGGGCGGCUUCGAUAGCACCCUCACCAUGCUGAGGUUCGGUUGCGCCCAGGUCGUCAUCGACCGUCUCGAUCCCCUUGUCAACCCCGGUGUCAUUCCCUCUCCGCAUGUUCACCAGAUCGUGGGUGGCAAUGGAUUCAACGCUUCGAUGACGACCGGCGAUGUUUCCGCUACCGCCUCCUGCACGACAUGUGCGUUCUCCGAGGACUUCUCGAACUACUGGACAGCGAACAUGUACUUCAAGGCCCGCAACGGCACCUACAAGCGAGUUCCUCAGCUCGGCGCGGCGUACGUAUUGCGCUUGUUCUUAUCCGGACCCAGGGUUCUCUGGGUAUACUCAUCCGCAACAGCUAACACGCCGCUCCUGUACAGGCUCCAGUUCGGUGACAAUUUCAGUACCGAGAUCUCAGGUGGUGUGCUGGUCUACUACGUCUCCGCUCAGCCGGGCGAAAUCACCGCUUUCCAGCCGGGUUUCCGCAUGCUCGUCGGUGACCCGACCAAGCGUACGGCCGACACGAACCUGAAACUGCAGAACUGCUACCGCUGCUACACCGGUCCCAACUUCGGUGGCGAUGUUAACGCACCUUGCCAGGACGACAGCAUUGACACUCAGGGUCUGCCCAACAAGCAAUGCGCGGGCGGUAUCCGAUCUAACCUUCUGUUUCCCACCUGCUGGGACGGCAAGAACCUCGACAGCCCGAACCACCAAGCCCACGUCGCCUACCCAACAACGGGACCAGCCGCGUUUCUCAGUCUGGGCGGCGCCUGCUCGUCGACGCACCCGGUCCGGAUCCCACAGUUGAUGUACGAGGUGGUCUGGGACACGACCCAGUUCAACGACGAGUCGAUCUGGCCAGCCGACGGGUCGCAGCCAUUCUAUUUAAGCUAUGGCGACAACACCGGGUACGGACAGCACGGCGAUUACGUGUUCGGCUGGAAGGACGACGCACUCCAGAAGGCCAUGGAUACGUCGGGCUGCAUGGGAGCCACGUGCUCCACGCUCAAGAACCAGGUCAUCGCCGACGCCAAGCAGUGCUCCGUCAAGACCGUCGUCCAGGAGGACCACGAGGGCUGGCUCACUGAACUGCCGGGCGCGGACACGGCUAUGCCCAUGUAG